AAUCCAAUCCAAUUUUUUUCACUUUUGUUGUUGUUGUUGUUUGCGUGGCUCUUUUUUGUUUUUGAAAUCAGGAAAAUAUUUAGUGGUUACCGUGGUGUUUUUUUUUUGUUUUCAACAACUGAAAACUAAUAAUUUUUUCUCUUGUCCAAUUUUUCAUUUUCAAGGUUCAAUGUGAUUCUUCUUCUUCCAUCAACCACUAAAAAACCCAGAAGAAUUCAACAACAGUAAAAAAAACAUUGCCAGAAUUUUAUUACAUCACUGUGUCUGUGAUUCAUUAUUAUCAUCAUCGUAAUCAUUCUCUGGGUGUUUGUUUGACUGAAAUUCUUGAAUAAAUCAACUGAAACAUCAGCAACAUCGAAACAAAAAUGAGCAAUAUAAUAAAUAAAAUAUUUCCAUCACGUCGAAAUCAAACAAAACAAUCUGGUUAUGUACCGAUUGUAUCAAAUAUUGGACGGCCAUUUGAAGUAAAACAUAAAUUACAUGUUGGUUAUAAUAUGAAUACAGGUGAAAUUGAAGGUUUACCACAACCAUGGAAAAAUUUAUUACAUGGUGCAAAUAUAACACGUAGUGAACAACAAGAAAAUCCUGAAGCAGUAAUUAAUGCAUUACAAUUAGUUACAUAUGAAAUGCAACGUAAACAAGAAAAAUAUUUAGCUAAUCAAGAUUUAAUUAAUACUGAAAUACAAGAAAUUGAAGAAACAUGGCCACAAUCAAAAGAUUCAUCUAAAAUAUUAUUAGAUGAUGAUGAUUCAUCAUCCGGUGAUCAAAGUAAUAAUAAUAAAAAUAGUAAUCUUUAUGAAACUGAUGAUAGUGAAGCUGAUCAACCUGUCAACAACAACAACAAUGCUGCUAUAACAACAACAACAACAAAUCAAUCAAUUGAACAGGAUAAAUUAGCUAAACAAUUAAAAAAACGUUUACAAUUAGAACAACAACAACAACAAAAUAAUCAUCAGAAAUUAAAGAAAAAAUCCGAAUCACCUGGAUCAAUGAAAAAAAUUUCCGAUAGUGAUGGACAAACAAAAACAGUUUUACGUAAAAAAGAAUUAAAAAAAGCUAAACCAAUGACUGAAAAUGAAGUUAAACAAUUGCUUAAAAGUAUUGUUAAUUCGGGUAAUCCACGUGUACGAUAUAAAAUGUUAAAAAAAAUUGGUUCAGGUGCUUCGGGUACUGUAUUCACUGCAUUGGAUAAUGAAACAAAAGAAAAAGUUGCAAUUAAAACAAUGAAUAUUUCACAACAACCUAAACCGGAUUUAAUUUGUCGUGAAAUUAGUGUUAUGAAAGAUAAUCGUCAUCCAAAUUUAGUUAAUUAUUUGGAUAGUUAUUUAGUUGAUGAUACUGAUUUAUGGGUUGUUAUGGAAUAUUUAGAAGGUGGUCCAUUAACUGAUGUUAUUACUGAAACAAUUAUGCGUGAAACACAAAUUGCAGCAAUUUUACGUGAAAUUGUUAAAGCAAUUUCAUUUUUACAUUCAAAAGGUAUAAUACAUCGUGAUAUAAAAAGUGAUAAUGUAUUACUUGAAAUGGAUGGCCAGGUAAAAGUAACUGAUUUUGGUUUCUGUGCACAAAUUAUGCCACAAGAAAAACGUGAAACAAUGGUCGGCACUCCAUAUUGGAUGGCACCUGAAGUUGUAUCACGUAAACAAUAUGGUCCAAAAGUUGAUAUAUGGUCAUUAGGUAUAAUGAUUAUUGAAAUGUUAGAAGGUGAACCACCAUAUAUAAAUGAACAUCCAAUUAAAGCAUUAUAUUUGAUUGCAUCAAAAGGUAAACCAGAAAUUAAAAAUAGAGAUCAACAUUCAUCCGAAUUGAAUGAUUUUCUUGAUAGAUGUUUGGAAAUUGAUGUUGAUAAACGUUGGUCAGCAAAUGAUCUAUUGGAACAUCCAUUUUUAAAAAAUUGUGAAUCAUUAAAUUCAAUUGUACCGUUAAUUAAAACGGUUAAAAAAUUAUUAAACAAAUAGA
Dermatophagoides pteronyssinus (European house dust mite) is the source of this 1956-nucleotide messenger RNA. RefSeq names its product serine/threonine-protein kinase PAK 3-like. Gene Ontology annotation, biological process: protein phosphorylation. Gene Ontology annotation, molecular function: ATP binding; protein serine/threonine kinase activity. The record is from RefSeq and is a predicted model, not a curated record. NCBI's taxonomy places the organism in Eukaryota, Metazoa, Arthropoda, Arachnida, Sarcoptiformes, Pyroglyphidae.